This is a messenger RNA of Trichomonas vaginalis G3, 585 nucleotides long. RefSeq lists its product as uncharacterized. The record is from RefSeq and is a predicted model, not a curated record. The transcript has a single exon. The coding region runs from base 1 to 585 and encodes 194 amino acids. Lineage: Eukaryota; Parabasalia; Trichomonadida; Trichomonadidae.
AUGUCAAAAUACGAUAAAUUUGGAGUUGCCAUUAGAAUCGCAAAAGAUGCUAGCCAUGAUAUCCUUGAAGAUUUCAGAAAUGUGUCAUCAAAGAUUGAUGGUAAACUUGAUUCUCUUGAUAAACUUCUCGAUGCAAUAGAAUAUAAUUUGAAAAAUCACAAUAAAUUGCUAGCAAAAUCAGUAUCAAUUGAAACUUUCAAAUCUGAACUCGAUUCAAUUAAAGAAAUGAUGUCAAAACAAAAAGAUUUGCAAGAUGAAAUUAAUAAAUUAGUCGAAUUGCAAGAUGAACAGAAAAAACGAAAAGCAGCUCAAAAAAUUACAGAAACCAAGAAAGAAAAUACAGUCAUAGAAGUUAAACCACCAAAUCCUCCUCAACCAAAGCCAAUUAGUGAAGAGGAAGAAAGAAUUAAAAGGUUGAUGGCUUUUAUUGGUGUAUCAGAUAGUGAUUUAUCUCCGGAAAUCGAUUUAGAUCGAUUUUUAAAGCUUCAAUAUUUCGUUGGAAAAUCAGAUGAAUCAUAUUCUCCCCAAGAAUUUUAUUCAGUUGCUAUGAAGUUUUUGAAUAGCCCUGAUCUUGUCGAAGUUUAA